AUGUAUGCUCAUGUUGUGUCGUGGACUUCAUUUCUGCAUGUAUUCUUCUGUCUUCUUUCUCUCUUUCGCACCCUUUUUUGUUUGUUUGUUUGUUUUUCUUUCCACAUCGCCAUUUCUCUGUACUUAAACGCACGGGAAGAGAAGAAGCAAGUGGUGUUGCUGAUUGUUGUUGUUUUUUUUUUUCCUUUACUUUGCGUGUAUUUAGAAGAGGAGAUGCUGCGUCGUCUUGUUAGUAGUCAUGGCUGUAGCAACGGUGGUGGUACUAGCGGCGGCCGAUGUGUCCGCCCCGUCAAGGAGGAGCCGCCUGUUUUUUCCUCCCUUGUGUUACAGAGGCGUUUCUCUUUCAAAUACGCCACGAAGUUGCAACAUGAUGAAAUGCGGCAGCCGUUUUAUAUCCAUGAAAAGAGGCAUGGCAUUUUUAGUAACGAAAAAAAUAUCAAGAAGUCAAGACGCGGUUUACCUUUUAUCACCCCACUCUACACACGCCAUAUGAACCUGUGGGAAACCGACACGGACGCAUCGAACAAUCGUUUCUUUCGCGGAUACGUCUUUGGUCAGCGGGAACUGCAUCAACUUCUCGGUCGUCCACACGGGUUUGAGGCGAACAACACGGACGGCAGCAAUGAUAUCUCUGCCUAUGAAAUGACCACCGACCAGCGAUAUAAGGGUAUACCGCGUCCGGCGAUAACAAACCUGCACUAUGAGCCGGAGUGGAACUACACACUCUAUCGUGCCGGGACACACGGGUCGCAGCUUUCGAAUCCCCGCAGCCCGCUCACGGCAGAGGUUCUCGGCGAUGAGUUGAUGAAAAUACGCGACAUUAAAAGCUUUGAUCACUGUAAGGCGUGGUUUGAUCGCCUACAGUACCUCAUUAAGCUUCACUACGACGCGGUAGGGGACAUUGGAGAAUUUAAGUCCCGCCAUACGCAACAUGUUCACGAGUUUUUUGUGGCCUUUCAUGAUGCCUUAAGCAGCUUUGACUUUGGCGACUCGUACUUGUUUGAGCAGUUUCAUGCCGCGCGUCCGAGCGAGUUGACGGACCUCUUUGGCAUCUUUCUUGAGAUGGAGUCAAACUAUGUGCACGAGGACUACUGCCCACGCUGUAGUCUACCAUACAGCACAACACGUUACUGUGGUGAGGGCGACGCGAACACGCCAUUCCGGAAACACCGUGGACGGUGGGCACCGCAUCAACGAUGGGGACGUGAAUGGUACGCCGUUGUGGCACGCCGUGCGGAGGCACUGUGGUACCGCGCAACAGAAGACCCAUACUUUGGCACGCCCCAACACACUCAACGUCAAACGGAGGCCUUGUUGCGUGUAUACGUACAGACGAAGCAACGAGGGAAAGCAAUUGACUUUAUGAACGCGUUACGAGGGAGCAAAGAGUUCUUGCUGGGAUCCAUAUGCAUCACACCCGAAAUGCAGGAGUCGUAUGACCGUCUGCUUGAUACGACGCCCCAUCCACAUCUCCUUACAAAUGGCUUCACGUUGGAAAGUAACGCGGCAAAGUACACAGGCGAAGUGCAGAAGGUGCCUUUUUCACCAUUGCAGUUUCGUAUUGACAUGGAGAUGAACAAGUACAGACGACAACAAAAGGAGGAAGGGGCGGUGCGUGUGCCGCCCGCCAUGUGGCGAAUUGACACCUCCGCAAUCGUUCCGUACAAGGUGGAUCCAAAGACAAAGCGCGUCAUCAAUUGGCGUGAGGUGAAGGAAGGCAUUGAAAAGUCUUUCUUAUCGACAGGACUUCCAAAGGAGGCGUACACAGGUAGCGAGUGGCGGGAGAUGCUGCAUCUGAAGUCCAUCAUUGCAGGCCGCGCAGCCAAGGCGGCAGAACUAGAACGAAGGCUCCAUACAGACAAGGUCAAACUGCUGGAAGUUGCAUCUAAAAGUAAAAUCGCCUCGGAGACUAAUACUAGUACUAGUAGUAGUAUUAUAUUUCCAGAUAAGGACGGUUAUCAUGUCUUUGACACGAGUGUGGCGUCACUGCGACCUUUUGGAGUCAGUCAGUCAGGUGCUGUGUUUCAGUCUGUCACGCAUACAUAUCCCUCGCCCCAUGCUGUGCCAUACAAUGACCCAGUGCAUGGUAAACAAUUUAUUCUUGAUACAACAAAUGAGUCGUGUCACCUCUUUGGUGGGUUUGAACAUGGUGAUCGUCUUCUGAUUCGUGCAAGGAAGAGUGAUGAGAAUGAUAACAAUCCGAACAGCGUCCUGGCGGUAAAAGGAAACGAGUUUGAGGUUAUUGUACUGGGAGUAAGUAAAGAGGGCAGUGACUCGGAGUGGCAACUUUGUGCGAUGCAUGUUGAUCCAGCACUACAACGGGAACAUGGAAUUGUUUUUCUUGGCACGGAUUGUGUCGAGAUCCAUGAGCGGUGGGCAUCUGUGCGUUACGCCGCUGCCGCGCCACAUGUGAAGGGACGUGUGACACUGUUGGAGGAACGGCGUACCGCACGUGAAGAGUCUCUUGGACAAAUUGUCGGCGUUCGUGACGGUGUCUUAUUUGUACAGUGGCGCUUACUUCGAGGUGGUGGUAGUGAAAUGGACCGCAGCGUCGCCGAGCCCAUUGGGACGGUAGAGCAUGUACGGAAUACGUACCAAAUCACCGAGCAGGGCGUGGAGGAGUUAAUGCAUCCUCCCUCGUGGCGUACACCGUUUCGUAACGACUUUGCGGAAGAAAGACUGGAGGAACUCAGGCAGGCGCCUUUUAAACGGGAGAAUUGGGUGUCCCUCAUCCAGGGACGCUACACACCGAAGCAUAAACGAUUUGGAUACACGCAGCACACCACGAUGGAUGACUUUGAGACGAAGGAGUACAAAGAUCGCCUGCUCUCAAAGCAGUUUUUUCAUAACCCGCAGGCCUUUGAAGUCAUCCCAGACCGUCGCGAUCGGGCCGUGACGUUCGGGGGAAAAUGGGAGUAUCAACGCACGCAUGGCCUCCC
Molecule: messenger RNA, 2939 nt
Organism: Trypanosoma cruzi
Lineage: Eukaryota; Euglenozoa; Kinetoplastea; Trypanosomatida; Trypanosomatidae
Exons: 1
Source: RefSeq, a predicted model, not a curated record